AUGCCCGAACUCACCCAAAACAACAACGCCAACGAGGAGAAGCUAAAAGCCGCUCUGUGGUACUCCAUCGGCAAGACCGUCGACGCCGUCGCCCUUGACACCAACAUCAAUGCCACACCACAAUACAUCGCUGGCCUGACAGAGUUGGUUCACGCGAAGAUCAACACGGCCGCUGCAGACAUGGAAGCAUUUGCGAAGCACGCUGAUCGCACGACUAUCAAUAGUAAGGAUGUCCUACUGCUCGCGCGAAGUAAUGAGGCGUUACAGCACAUGCUUGAGGAGAAUGCGGAUACAGUGCGCAAGAGCGAUCGCGCUUCGAAGCGAUGA
Molecule: messenger RNA, 327 nt
Organism: Fulvia fulva
Lineage: Eukaryota; Fungi; Ascomycota; Dothideomycetes; Mycosphaerellales; Mycosphaerellaceae
Product: Centromere protein S
Exons: 1
Coding region: 1-327 (108 amino acids)
Biological process (GO): resolution of meiotic recombination intermediates; replication fork processing
Cellular component (GO): Fanconi anaemia nuclear complex; FANCM-MHF complex
Molecular function (GO): protein heterodimerization activity; chromatin binding
Source: RefSeq, a predicted model, not a curated record